This is a messenger RNA of Dicentrarchus labrax (European seabass), 2955 nucleotides long. RefSeq names its product high-affinity choline transporter 1-like. Gene Ontology annotation, biological process: transmembrane transport; acetylcholine biosynthetic process; choline transport. The record is from RefSeq and is a predicted model, not a curated record. Gene Ontology annotation, cellular component: plasma membrane. Gene Ontology annotation, molecular function: choline:sodium symporter activity. NCBI's taxonomy places the organism in Eukaryota, Metazoa, Chordata, Actinopteri, Moronidae. The transcript has 10 exons. Bases 267 to 1958 code for a protein of 563 amino acids.
AGACAGCCUGCUGGAGGAGUCUGCAUUUAUUCCCAGACAGCCAAGCAAACAAUCAGCAGACUGACCCCAACAAACCCAUGAGUUUGAACAGGCGCAGCAGCAGUUGGUUAUCCCAAGUCCUCAAAGACUUCAUGGCAGAGCACUUCAGGCUUCAGUCAAUGAGAUGAUAGGUUGUUCCACUAGUUUUACCAGUCCUGUUUGUUUUUCCACAUAGUUUCCAUUGAGGGAGCAACAGUCAGUCCGUGAGUCUGUUAAGUUAGUCCAAGAUGAGCCUGAACGUCCCAGGACUGGUGGUGAUGGUGUUCUUCUACCUGCUGGUGCUGGGCACCGGCAUCUGGGCCUCCAUGAAGUCCAAGCAAGUGCACAAAAGCAGCCAGGCAGACCAGACAGAGGUCACUCUGCUGGGCAACAGAGGCAUCAGCCUGGUGGUGGGAGUCUUCACCAUGACAGCUACAUUUGUUGGAGGGGGCUUCAUUGUUGGUCUGACAGAGGCAGUAUACACUCCAACCAUGGGACUCACCUGGGCUGUCAUGCCAAUGACAGCAGCCCUGUCUUUCAUUGUUGGUGGACUCUUCUUUGCCAAGACAAUGAGAGACCAAAAAUAUGUGACAAUGAUGGACCCGUUCCAGAUCAAGUAUGGAAAUGUAAUAAGUGGAGUUCUGUCUGUGGUACUGUUGACAUCUGACAUAAUCUGGGUAACAGGAACUCUAAUUGGUUUAGGUGCAACAAUGAGCGUGAUCCUGGAUUUGUCCUAUACUUUCUGCAUUUGGAUCUCUGCCGCAGUAGCCAUCAUCUACACACUACUGGGAGGCCUCUACUCUGUGGCCUACACAGACAUCAUACAGCUAACACUCAUAUUCUGUAGCCUGUGGUUAUGUGUCCCGUUCAUCCUGAUGAGCCCCCAUUCAGUUGACAUCACCAAGACCGCUUUCAAGUUUACCUACCAGGCUCCCUGGAUCGGUUCGGUGGAUAAAGACAGAGCUUGGAGAUGGAUUGAUAAUUUUUUGAUAUUGGCUCUGGGUAAUCUGGGAUAUCAGGACUUCCACCAGAGGACCCUGUCAGCUUCCUCGUCAGCCACAGCCAGGAUCACCUGCUUCAUUGCUGCUCCCCUCAUCUUCAUACUCGGAGUCCCGUCUGUGUUGAUCGGAGCAGUUGCAGCAUCAACAGACUGGAACAUGACCGAGUACGGCUCCCCGUCCCCAUACGAGCGUGGAGAGGCCAGUCAGGUUCUGCCUAUUGCUCUGCAGCACCUCACCCCACACUACAUCUCCAUCAUCGGUAUCGGAGCUAUAGCUGCUGCCGUGAUGUCGUCAACAGACUCGGCUUUACUGUCAGCCGCCUCCAUCUUCACAAACAACAUCUAUAAGAACAUCCUGAGGACCAAGGCCUCAGAUAGGGAGCUCCAGUGGGUGAUCCGAGUCACCGUGGUGUUGGUGGGCUUGGCUGGCACGUCGCUCACCUUCCUCAAUAACAGCAUCAUGGUUUUCUGGAUCCUGGGCUCAGACAUAACCUACACCAUCAUGUUCCCUCAACUCGUCUGCGUUCUCUUCUUUAACAUCUGUAAUUGCUACGGCUCCAUCAUGGGCCUGCUUGUUGGACUGUCAUUGAGACUUCUGAGCGGUGAGCCGUCCAUAGGUUUGCCUGUUGUUCUCCACUUCCCAGGAUGCACUCUUGAGGACGGUGUUUAUGUCCAGCGCGCUCCUGUUAGGACUAUCUGCAUGUUGUCCACCAUCUUUGCCACUUUGCUGUUCUCCUACCUGGCUUCACUGCUCUUCAGAAAACGAGUGAUUCCCGAGAGGUGGGACGUGUUUAACGUGACAACCCCGAAGCAGCCGCAGAACCUAAUAUCAAUGAGCAAUGGCACCAUCAUAACAGGCGGGGAGGAGAAACCGGAAGUUCAGAAUGAGACUGAAUUGAUGUUGACCACAAUCAGCAGGACAGAGAGAGAAAUCAUUUAAUGGGAUGCUAAUAUGUUUUGUAUAGAGCUAUCUUAUCACGUCUUUAUUUUUAUACCAAAUACUUCCGUUACAUCGGCACAUGAUGUAACACUAUGGUGACUGGGCCUGUAGCCCUCGGAUGAAAGUAUUGCAAUAUUUAUAUAUUUGCAGUAUUAUAAACUGGUUGUCUGUGGCGAUAUUAUAAAAGGCUGUAUUAAGGUACUGCUAAUGCAAACCGAACAUUUACUACUGCUAACCCUCACCCUGACUUCUUUAUUAAAAUGACAACACUUUGUUUAGCUGCCUCUGGAAUUCUGUAACCAGACUAACUUUAAUCUUUAUUAUUUUCUUACGGGAUGGGGUCAAAAAUCAUCACUUGCAUCCAGUGCAUGUGUUAGUGAAUUUAUGAAUUUAUGAAUUUAUAUGUGUUAGGGAAUGUAUUGCUUUGGUAGUGAUGGACAGUCACAGUAACUGGAUUUACUUAAGUACUGUUCUUAUGUGCAAUUUUGAGGUACUUUUCAUGAGUAUUUCCAUUUUCUGUUAAUUUAUACUUCUACUACUAUAUAUUAGAGAGGGAAAUAUUGUACUUUUUACUCCACUUCCCUACUUUUAGUAGAACCUUCAGGGAACAUUCCUUUAAGGUUCUCUCAAUGUUAUAUUUUAUCUUUAAAACUGAAAUCUGCAGUGAAAAGAUUGAAAUAGGUCCUUUUUUAAAUUUAAUUUCAAUUCAUAGUAUAGUCGUGUACUGUAUUGUUACUUUUACUGAGACCAUCUGAGUACUUAUUCCAUCACUGUGCUUUGGUUAGUUUAUUGUAAAUUUUAAGUGGGGUAUGUAUUAACUGAUCCUGUUGACUUUUGUUGCUGGUACAUGAUACGGUGGUUAUUUUAUGUUUAACUAGUAUCAAGAUUCCCAUAUUGUAUCACAAUCAGCACCUGUGUGUUUUGUUACUCUUAUCACCCUCCCAGUAAGAGGGAAAACUGGAGGUGGCAGCUAAAAAAAUAAAAAAGUAGAAUUAGA